UGUUAAAGGGGCAAUGCUUCGUGACUGUAGGGCCCACAGGAGUCAGCACCUGGACACCUGGCUGUAGAGGCAACAGCAUGUAGCCGCCAAGACUUGGGGGCAAUUGCCAGCGCUCGAGCCGGGAAAAGAGGGGCCCGACCCCGGAGGGGCACCCACACCUCGGACCCGCGCACGCACGUCGCCGCCGUCGGAGGCGGGCUCGGGGGCGGAGCCUCUGUCGGCCCCGCCCAGGUGGAGACAGCGCCCGGGCCCCUCCCCCAGGAGUGCCGCUGCCGGCCGGCUGCGCUCUCGCUGGGUCACCCCUCCUCGCCUUCUCCCCUCCUCCCCUCCGGACCUGUGGUUCUAGAAUUCACCGCGCAGCUGCCUCAGCACCAAGGAGAAAACUCAGUCUAUGUACGCAGCCUGGUCCAGUCAUGCAAGUACAGGAAAAUGAAGACAACUUCAUCCCCUUUGCCAAGUGUUCCAGAGUGGUCAGUCGCUGCCUAUCCCCUGGCCUGCCUUCCCAGAGCCUCAAACCAAUACCCAAGUAUUAUGGAGAUACAUUCUGGGAGAAUCUCACCCAAAGAUCCAGCCCUAUCUGGAUGGAGGAACAGUACAUUCCACCCAUGCUGAGAGCCACUGGUUGCUCCCAGCCUGGCCUAUAUCCUCCUGAGGGGCUCCCACCCCCUGAGAUGCUUUGCAGAAGAAAGAGAAGGAGGCCCAGAUUGGACAGAAUGCAUCAAGGAUCGGGGGGCAUCCCAGCGCAGGUGAAGGCCGUUGCUUACCACCUGGAGGACCUGCGGAGGCGCCAGAGAACCAUCAAUGAACUAAAGAAGGCCCAGUGGGGCACCUCUGAAGAUGCACCUGAACCACUGGAGGUUCAUGAAGAGGGCUGUGGAUUCCUCAAGACCAGCGAAUACCCUGAUCUGACAAAGGAGGAGUCAGCCUAUCCACAGGGAGAGGACCAUUUUAUCAACCCUGGCAGGGCCCAGUUGCUGUGGUCUCCUUGGAGUCCCCUAGGCCAGGAGGGGGCUUGCACUUCCAGGCAGCUGAGCUCUGUGGUCUACAGCACUGUCACAGCCAGGAGGAACCCUGUCCACUAUCCCUGGGGAAUUGAGUUGGAGUCGGAAGAGUUAGGAAAACACCAUCCAAAACACCCGUGAUGUUUUAAAGGCCCCAAAACCUGUUCUAUCACCAGAACUGUCCCACUGUUCGCAUCAAAGAGAUUCCCCUUCCUUUGCCUCUCCAACUGCCCUUCCUAGUCUCCAGACUAAGCAUUCAUAGCCCUGUUGGGGGUUGCGAGGGUGGGAUAUAGCUCAGGGGGCAUUAGUGCUUUCCUGCCAAGUACAAGGUCCCCAGUUCGAUACCCAGU
This is a messenger RNA of Octodon degus (degu), 1351 nucleotides long. RefSeq names its product inhibitor of CDK, cyclin A1 interacting protein 1 (gene Inca1). Gene Ontology annotation, biological process: negative regulation of cyclin-dependent protein serine/threonine kinase activity; negative regulation of cell population proliferation. Bases 414 to 1142 code for a protein of 242 amino acids. Gene Ontology annotation, molecular function: cyclin-dependent protein serine/threonine kinase inhibitor activity; cyclin binding. The record is from RefSeq and is a predicted model, not a curated record. Gene Ontology annotation, cellular component: cytoplasm. NCBI's taxonomy places the organism in Eukaryota, Metazoa, Chordata, Mammalia, Rodentia, Octodontidae. The transcript is spliced from 7 exons.